AAAAAGACAACACUAGCAACCAGAUAUAAUACUACUUGAUUUUGCUUGCAUAGCCUGCAUAUAAUCGUUAGUAGUGAUUAAAACUAAGCAAAUUAUUGGCAGAUAAUCCUGUUCAAUCACAUACCUCUAUCACUAUAUCACUCACAAAACCAAUCGUCGAGAAGAAGAAAUCUAGAAAAUUUCCCCAAUCAUCUAAAGUGUGUACUCUUUGUGAUUUCGAUUCAAUGUCAGUCUUGAACCAGCUCUUUAAUCGGGGUGUCCUCGGCACUAAAUGAUCUGAGAUUCAAUGUCAGUCUAUGAUCAUGCUGAUGUUUGUUUUGUAGCAAAACAUGCUUAACUUUGGCAAUCUCCCGUAUCAAAUUGCUGCAGAAUAGGAGAGAUGCCUUGCUCAAGCAGAUGCACAAGGAAAUUGCUCAGUUUUUGCAGACUGGCCAGGAAGCCAUUGCUAGAAUCCGGGUGGAACAUGUUAUACGAGAACAAAACAUAUGGGAAGCAUAUGAGAUUUUGGAGAUGUUUUGUGAAUUUGUUCUUGCACGUGUGCCCAUUCUUGAAAGUCAAAGGCAGUGUCCUUCAGAGUUGCAAGAGGCUAUAGCAAGCAUUAUAUUUGCAGCUUCCAGGUGCUCUGACUUGCCAGAUCUCUUGCAAGUUAAAAAUUUGUUCACUGCAAAGUAUGGGAAGGAAUUUAUUUCAGCUGUCUCUGAACUCCGGCCAGAUACUAGCGUUAAUCGUACAAUAAUUGAGAAGCUUUCGCUUAUUGCUCCACCUGUGCAACUAAGACUCAAGCUACUGAAAGAAAUUGCAAAAGAGUAUAAUGUCAACUGGGAUUCUUCAGAUACUGAAGUAGAAUUUAAUAAGAAACAUGAUGACCUACUGGAGGGCCGGAGGCCAAUACAUGAAGAUCCUUUACCCUCUGCAUCUCAUAUACAGCAGUUGCGUCAGAAGUUAUCGUCUUCCAAUGGUGCACAAUCUGCCAUGCCACCAACCUUAACAGGAAAACCGAGUAUGCAAGGGCUUCAAACAUCAAGCCAUACCAGCAACCAGCCAGUAUCAAGUUCUGAUGGGACAAGAGCAUCCAAUCAGAAUAGCACUAGGGAAAGCUCAUUUAAUGACGUUAUAAAGGAUACAGGAUCCCGUCCUUCUGAUAUUCUAGAGAAAGCUAGAGCAGCAAUUGCUUCGGCGGAGCGUGCUUCAGCUGCAGCCCGAGCAGCUUCACAGUUGGUGAAUGUUAGUUUUGGAUCAUUAAAGAUAGAAGAAGGGAAAUCUUGAAGGGGUGUAUUUAUUAAGUUGAACUAUACUGUAAUGUUGUCUCGUAUUGCGAGCCAGUCACUGGAGCUGCAUAUGAAUGGUUUGUGUUUUCAGCUGUUUGGGGGUGCGAUGUGCAGUCUCUCUUUCUUGGUUCAAUUGAGUUGCAAAUUUCUCGUUUAUGAUUGACUCCUCCGAAUUCUAGAAGCUAGAAUGUAGGCCAAGGGAGUCGCACAUUGUAUGUAGUAUGUGCUACAGGUAUACAUCAGAACUUUAAUGUGCAGUUAGCUGUGAUUGGAAGCUUUUUUUUGUCAUUGACAUAUUAGCAAGUUUCA
Beta vulgaris subsp. vulgaris (sugar beet) is the source of this 1577-nucleotide messenger RNA. RefSeq lists its product as uncharacterized. The coding region runs from base 397 to 1266 and encodes 289 amino acids. Gene Ontology annotation, biological process: protein transport. The record is from RefSeq and is a predicted model, not a curated record. The transcript is spliced from 6 exons. NCBI's taxonomy places the organism in Eukaryota, Viridiplantae, Streptophyta, Magnoliopsida, Caryophyllales, Amaranthaceae.